AUGGCUCCGCAAAUAGAUAACACUAAUGUUACAUUAGAUCGAAUACUAAAGGAAAAGUUUACCUCAGAAUUUCGUAGUGGUUACGUUACUGUGGGGGAUGUCUGUUUACCAGAACGUUAUAAACAUUUUGCGGAAGAAAUAGAAAAUUUUGAGAUCAGAGAUGACGAUGUUUGGGUCUGUACCUUUCCAAAAACUGGUACCACGUGGACGCAAGAAAUGAUUUGGUGCAUCGGUAACGAUUUGAAUUUCGAAAACGCGAAACAAUUAUUGUCCGAGAGAUUUCCAUUCUUCGAGGUCUCAAUUAUUUACGACUUUGAAAGAUGCACGUUGUCGCAUAUUUCAAAUUUAUCGAAUCACGAGACAAUGAAAAAUAGUGUGAACUUUACGAAAAAUCAAGCAAGUCCGAGAUAUAUCAAAACCCAUUUACCAUUUCAUCUACUUCCACGACAAUUAAGAUCUGGCGAGAAGAAAGCACGCAUUAUCAAUGUUGCCAGAAAUCCAAAGGAUACGUGUAUCUCUUAUUUUCAUCAUAGCAAAUUGAUCGAAGGCUAUCGCGGUGAUUUCGACGAAUUCUGUCAAUUAUUCUUGGGUGGAAAACUUUCUUAUGCACCGUAUUGGAAACACGUCCUUGGUUAUUGGAACAAGAGAAACGACAUGAACAUUUUGUUCUUGAAAUACGAAGACAUGAAGUCUGAUCUUCCGUCGAUAAUUAAGAAAGCAGCAACAUUUUUAAAUAAACGAAUUACGGAUGACGAGGUGCAAACUUUAGCCAAGCAUUUAAGUUUCACGAAUAUGAAAAAUAAUCCUUCGGUUAAUUAUGACGACAUAAUCGAGAGUUACAAGAAAGUUAAACUAACUGUCAUUGAUGGUACGUUUAUCCGAAGCGGAGAAGUUAAUCAAUGGAAGGGAAAAUUGUCAUUUGACAUAGUAGAAAAAUUUGAUCAGUUGACCAAAAAAAUGUUCGAUCCUGUUGGUCUUCAUUUCAUUUAA
Molecule: messenger RNA, 990 nt
Organism: Polistes canadensis
Lineage: Eukaryota; Metazoa; Arthropoda; Insecta; Hymenoptera; Vespidae
Product: amine sulfotransferase-like
Exons: 5
Coding region: 1-990 (329 amino acids)
Biological process (GO): sulfation
Cellular component (GO): cytoplasm
Molecular function (GO): sulfotransferase activity
Source: RefSeq, a predicted model, not a curated record